CAAUGGGCGUUAAUACGAUUCCAAUGGAGUUUCCCAUCUCUUCAAAAGUAUAUUUGGUUUAUCCAGAUGUUCGUUUCCGGGUGCACUUUCUAUCGCAAUCCGGUUCGGAAUAAGGACCGGGGGGCGGGGGGUUCUACAAGAAAGCCCCAAAACCCGACCUCCAACAGGUUUUUCAAGCGAUUUUUUAAGUGGUCUUCACUCCGAUUGCAUAUGCCACGGGCCCCCGCGUGGGUGCACUGCACCGCGCUCAACGGUGGCGCGAUUCUGACUGAGUUAGCAUGCUAGCUAGCAAAAUGUAUUUAUACUCCACCCCUCUCCAACCGGCUGUCAAUACCCCAUAGUUAGGGGUGAGCUGUAAAAACCAACUUCUCUAUUGGACUUUUCCGUUGAAAAUCCUCCCCAUCAUCUCCAUCCACCCCGCUGGAAGAUUGUUGCAUUGGGAGGGCCAUAACAAGAAGAGUGUAUUCUGGUAGGAUCCCAGUUUCGGAUUCGGGAUUUAAGGCCCACAAGGGGGUUGGGGUGUUAAACCACAAUCAUUUGAUCCCUAAACCACCCAUGCCUGGCAUCUCGGUCAGUGUUUUGGUCAUUUUUAAUACAAAUGAUUGCCUUUUAUUUUAUGUAAAUAGUGCCAGUUCCUGAUUUUAGCUAUCUACCUCAACACUCCAUUUUCAUUCUCCUCCCAGACGUCUUAACACUAGCAGUAUCUGACGGCCCCUCGUCUCCCCUUAUCCAUCAUCAACCUCGGUGCGCAGCGCACUGUGGUCAUCUCUCGCGGGGGGAAAUAUCAGAUAACAGGAACCUCCUUACUCGGACAAAGCGAGACCCACAGGCUCCGACAAGAGGACGGUGAUCUGUGUUCCCUUUCCAAGUAGCAAUCGAAUCCUCAAAACAGACCGGGCUCCGGUGCUCGCCAUGCCCGGCCCGGCGGCCGGCAGUAAAUCUCGGGUGUACGCCGAUGUCAACACUUUGAAGAGCAGGGAAUAUUGGGACUACGAAACCCACGUGCCUAACUGGAGUAACCAGGAAGACUACCAGUUGGUGCGGAAGCUUGGCAGAGGGAAGUACAGUGAGGUCUUUGAGGCCAUCAACAACAAUGAGAAGGUGGUGGUCAAGAUCCUCAAGCCUGUCAAGAAGAAGAAAAUCAAGCGUGAAAUCAAGAUCCUGGAGAAUUUGCGAGGUGGAGCCAACAUCAUCCGAUUGGUGGACACAGUGAAAGACCCUGUGGAGCUCUACCAGAAGUUAACAGAUUUUGAUAUCCGUUUUUACAUGUAUGAACUACUUAAGGCUCUGGACUACUGCCACAGUAUGGGGAUAAUGCACCGUGAUGUCAAGCCCCACAAUGUGAUGAUUGACCACCAGAUGAGGAAGCUACGUCUAAUAGACUGGGGCCUUGCAGAGUUCUACCAUCCUGCACAGGAAUACAACGUCAGAGUAGCGUCUCGCUACUUUAAGGGACCUGAGUUACUGGUGGAUUACCAGAUGUACGACUACAGUUUGGACAUGUGGAGUCUUGGCUGCAUGCUGGCCAGUAUGAUCUUUCAGAAAGAGCCCUUCUUCCAUGGCCAGGACAAUUAUGACCAGCUGGUCCGAAUUGCCAAAGUCCUGGGGACAGAUGAACUUUUUGGUUACCUGCGCAAAUACCACAUUGAACUGGACCCACGCUUCAAGGACCUUCUUGGCCAACAGACGCGGAAACGCUGGGAGCAAUUUGUCCAGACCGAGAACCAGCACCUGGUGAGCCCUGAGGCUCUGGACCUGCUGGAUAAGCUGCUGCGCUACGACCAUCAGCAGAGACUGACGGCCACAGAGGCCAUGGAGCAUCCCUACUUCUAUCCUGUGCUGAAGGAACAGUCUCUCUCUAAUGCGGAUGUCAAUAUGGUGUCCAGUGGAUCCGCUACGGCUCGAUGAAAGCAGAAGAACAUUUGUUACCUCGACUUUUUAGCCCUUUGUGGCAGAAACUUCAAGUGUACAGUGAAAAUGGAUCAGAGCAACACCAGACACACACCCUCCUUCUCUUUGUCAGUGUAAGGUUGGCUUGCCCCAGUUUCAUGUCAAGCAGCCAGACCAAUGAGCUUGGUGUCUCACUGCUGCCCCUGUCCUGCUCUGCCCCUACUCUUAUCAUGAGGUAAACAGAAAAUGUUCAAAGACAAGAAAAAAAGGAUCCUUCCCUGUCAUUAUCCCCCCCCUUUGGCCCCCCUCCCUCGUUUAACUAAGCAUGGAGAAUGAAAAGGAACGUGAGCCUGCCCCCCCCCUCCUUGGUCAGUCUGUCUGUUCAUCUAUCUGUUCAGUAUUCAGCCACUUGGCAGGCCUACGCUCAGCCUCCACACACUGUAGUACCAAAGUGUUAUGGUGGACCUUUUCUCUGCUCUAGGUAGAAUGAUAAUAUGAUUAAAAACAAUAAUUUUUUUA
Messenger RNA from Salmo salar (Atlantic salmon), 2409 nucleotides. RefSeq names its product casein kinase 2, alpha prime polypeptide b (gene csnk2a2b). Gene Ontology annotation, biological process: regulation of chromosome separation; peptidyl-threonine phosphorylation; peptidyl-serine phosphorylation. The record is from RefSeq and is a predicted model, not a curated record. Gene Ontology annotation, cellular component: nucleus; protein kinase CK2 complex; cytosol. NCBI's taxonomy places the organism in Eukaryota, Metazoa, Chordata, Actinopteri, Salmoniformes, Salmonidae. Gene Ontology annotation, molecular function: protein serine/threonine kinase activity; ATP binding.